GGCAACUCUGCUCUUCUUGCUCUGUUCGAAUCUCACCUUCCUCUUCUCUGCAGCUCUUCCGCCGCACCCCUUCUUCGUCAGAACCAGCUCGCGCACGCCAUGGGUUUACUCAGACUCGCCACCGGAAUCCGCGGCCCCAGCGGAUUCGGAUCCGGAUCCACCUCCGAGCAGGUUACCGAAGGCGUCGACGCCUCCCGUCUCACUGCUCUCGUCACCGGGGGAAGUAGUGGGAUUGGAGCCGAGACGGCUAGGGUUUUGGCCCUCCGAGGAGCCCAUGUCAUCAUCGCUGCGAGGAAUAUGCAAGCUGCCAAUGAGGUGAAGCAGCGCAUCGUAGAUGAAAUUCCAUCUGCCAAAAUCGACAUCAUACAGCUCGAACUCGGUUCUCUCAAGUCUGUGCGAGCUUGUGCGGAGAAAUUCCUUUCCAUGAAUCUGCCCCUCAACCUGCUGAUAAACAACGCUGGCAUCAUGUUCUGUCCUUACACGCUUACGGAGGAUGGAAUCGAGAUGCAGUUUGCUACAAACCAUCUGGGUCACUUUUUGUUGACCGAUCUUCUACUUGAAAAGAUGAAAAGCACCGCGAAGAGUACAGGAAUUGAAGGGCGUAUUGUGAAUGUCUCAUCGCUAGCUCAUGUGAAUACGUAUCCAGAAGGAAUACGGUUCGACAAAAUUAACGAUAAGGACACAUACAACGAUAAAUUGGCAUAUGGACAAUCCAAAUUGGCCAACGUACUGCAUGCCAAUGAGCUCGCUAGGCGCUUACAGGCAGAGGACGCAAACAUUACAGUCAAUUCUCUUCAUCCUGGUCUGAUUACGACAAACUUGAUGAGACACUCCCUUCUUUUAAUGAGAGUGUUUAGAUUUUUCACUUACAUGUUGUGGAAGAAUGUACCUCAGGGAGCAGCAACUACAUGCUAUGUGGCACUGCAUCCGAACCUCAGGGGUGUGACUGGGAAGUAUUUCGAUGAUUGCAAUGAGGAGGAUACGAGUAAUCACGCCAAGGACGAAGAACUAGCAAGAAAGCUUUGGGAUAUAAGCGAGAAGAUGGUUAAAACCAAUAAAUAAAGAACAUUCAAGGCAAAAGGAUAAAUAGCAUCUAUCAAGAUCUUUUAAGUUCAUGCAAUAAGAUGUAGUCGAGAGGAGUAAUUUUGAGUGUCUCAUAAUUAAAAUUUCUUUGUCUUUGAGUAAUUAUGUUUGUUAUGGAAGUUCAAGGAUGAUAAUUUUAUACUUA
Messenger RNA from Zingiber officinale, 1228 nucleotides. RefSeq names its product short-chain dehydrogenase TIC 32 B, chloroplastic-like. The record is from RefSeq and is a predicted model, not a curated record. The coding region runs from base 100 to 1062 and encodes 320 amino acids. The transcript has 8 exons. NCBI's taxonomy places the organism in Eukaryota, Viridiplantae, Streptophyta, Magnoliopsida, Zingiberales, Zingiberaceae.